CUCCCUCCCGGUCUGUCUCGGGUUUCACUACCCGAGCGCUGCAGGUAGCGAGCAGCGCCGCGGUUUCCUCGCCACCCCGCCCCUCCCGCCUCCCCUGCCCACCCCUCCCCGCGCCGGGCUGGUGGAGGAUGCAGCGGCUGCCGGGGCUGCGUCCCAGGCAGCGGCCCCGGCGGCGGCGGCUGCGGUGGGGGUGGCCGGAACUCGGGUGGUGAGCGAGCGGCGGCGGCUGAGGGAGCGGCGGCCGCCUCGGCCGCUUCCCCCGGGCUUCCCUUCCUCCCGAGCGCAGGAAGUUUUCCGCGUCCGUGCAUGUGUGUGCGCGUGAGUGUGGGUGUGCGAGGCGAGCCCGGGGCGGCGUUUGUGCCGGCGCUGGGCUUUUUUUGCCCACUUGGCGCUCCGUAACGCAGGCGGCUCCGCGAGUCUGGGCUGUGGCCCGGGGAGGGGGCGCGGCGGCGGCGGCGGCGGCGGCGGCGGGCUCUCUCCUUUUGUUGUUGUUUCCUCCGCCUGGGGAGCUGAAGGGGGGACGCGCCUGGGUGGGGCGGCUCGGAGCCCGGGCCUGCUGGCCCCCGGGGCUCCCGGGCGGGCCGCGCAGGCUGAGCGCAGCGGGCUUCAACAUGAUGGCCGCCGAGGCCGGCAGUGAGGAGGGCGGCCCGGUGGCUGCCGGAGCCGGAGGCGGCGGCGGCGGCGGCGGCGCGGCCGCGGGCUCCGGUGCCGCCUACCCGGUGGUGUGUCGCGUGAAGCUCCCCGCGCCGCCGUCCCCCUGCCCCGGGCUGGUGGAGGCCGGGGCGCUGGGUGGCGGGGCCGCUGUGGGGUCGGGGUUCCUGGGGGCCGGGUCCGUGGCGGGGGCCCUGGGGGGCGCGGGACUGACAGGGGGAGGCGCUGCUGGACCUAGUGGGGACAUGGCCCUCCCCAAGGGGACCCCCUUGCUGCCGGCCGAGACCCUCGGGCCGGGCGGCGGCUUCCCGCCUCUGCCGCCGCCGCCGCCGCCUCUGCUGCCCCCGCUGGGUGCGGGUCUGGGCACGGUGGACGAAGGGGACUCCCUGGAUGGACCAGAGUACGAGGAGGAAGAGGUGGCCAUCCCGCUGACGGCGCCGCCGACUAACCAGUGGUAUCAUGGAAAACUUGAUAGAACUAUAGCAGAAGAACGCCUCAGGCAGGCGGGGAAGGCUGGCAGCUACCUUAUAAGAGAGAGUGAUCGGAGGCCUGGCUCCUUUGUACUUUCAUUUCUUAGCCAGACAAACGUUGUCAAUCAUUUUAGGAUUAUUGCCAUGUGUGGAGAUUACUACAUUGGUGGAAGACGUUUUUCUUCACUGUCAGACCUAAUAGGUUAUUACAGUCAUGUUUCUUGUUUACUUAAAGGAGAAAAAUUACUUUAUCCAGUUGCACCACCAGAGCCAGUAGAAGAUAGAAGGCGUGUGCGAGCCAUUCUGCCUUACACAAAAGUACCAGACACUGAUGAAAUAAGUUUCUUAAAAGGAGAUAUGUUCAUUGUUCAUAAUGAAUUAGAAGAUGGAUGGAUGUGGGUUACAAAUCUAAGAACAGACGAGCAAGGCCUUAUUGUUGAAGACCUAGUGGAAGAGGUGGGUCGGGAAGAAGAUCCACAUGAAGGCAAAAUAUGGUUCCACGGGAAGAUUUCCAAACAAGAAGCUUAUAAUUUACUAAUGACAGUUGGCCAAGUCUGCAGUUUUCUUGUGAGGCCCUCAGAUAAUACUCCUGGGGAUUAUUCACUGUAUUUUCGCACCAAUGAAAAUAUUCAGCGAUUUAAAAUAUGUCCAACACCAAACAAUCAGUUUAUGAUGGGAGGCCGAUAUUAUAACAGCAUUGGUGACAUCAUAGAUCAUUAUAGAAAAGAGCAGAUUGUUGAAGGGUAUUAUCUUAAGGAACCUGUACCAAUGCAGGAUCAAGAACAAGUACUCAAUGAUUCAGUAGAUGGCAAGGAAAUCUACAAUACAAUUCGUCGUAAAACAAAAGAUGCCUUUUAUAAAAAUAUUGUUAAGAAAGGCUAUCUUCUGAAAAAGGGCAAAGGAAAACGCUGGAAAAAUUUAUAUUUUAUCUUAGAGGGCAGUGAUGCCCAACUUAUUUAUUUUGAAAGUGAAAAGCGAGCUACAAAACCAAAAGGAUUAAUAGAUCUCAGUGUAUGUUCUGUCUACGUUGUGCACGAUAGUCUCUUUGGAAGGCCAAACUGUUUUCAGAUAGUGGUUCAGCACUUUAGUGAAGAACAUUACAUCUUUUACUUUGCGGGAGAAACUCCAGAGCAAGCAGAGGAUUGGAUGAAAGGUCUACAGGCAUUUUGCAAUUUACGGAAAAGUAGUCCAGGGGCAUCUAAUAAACGUCUUCGUCAGGUCAGCAGCCUUGUUUUACAUAUUGAAGAGGCCCAUAAACUCCCAGUAAAACACUUUACUAAUCCAUAUUGUAACAUCUAUCUGAAUAGUGUCCAGGUAGCAAAAACUCAUGCGAGGGAAGGGCAAAACCCAGUAUGGUCAGAAGAGUUUGUCUUUGACGAUCUUCCUCCUGACAUCAAUAGAUUUGAAAUAACUCUUAGUAAUAAAACAAAGAAAAGCAAAGAUCCUGAUAUCUUAUUUAUGCGUUGCCAGUUAAGCCGCUUACAGAAGGGGCAUGCCACCGAUGAAUGGUUUUUGCUCAGCUCCCAUAUACCGUUAAAAGGUAUUGAACCAGGAUCCUUGCGUGUUCGAGCACGAUAUUCUAUGGAAAAAAUCAUGCCAGAGGAAGAGUACAGUGAAUUUAAAGAGCUUAUACUGCAAAAGGAGCUUCAUGUAGUCUACGCGUUAUCACAUGUGUGUGGACAAGACAGAACACUACUGGCUAGCAUCUUGCUGAGGAUUUUUCUUCAUGAAAAGCUUGAAUCAUUGUUGUUAUGUACACUAAAUGACAGAGAAAUAAGCAUGGAAGAUGAAGCCACUACCCUGUUUCGAGCCACAACCCUUGCAAGCACCUUGAUGGAGCAGUACAUGAAAGCCACAGCUACACAGUUUGUUCAUCAUGCUUUGAAAGACUCUAUUUUAAAAAUAAUGGAAAGUAAGCAGUCUUGUGAGUUAAGUCCAUCAAAGUUAGAAAAAAAUGAAGAUGUGAACACUAAUUUAGCACAUCUAUUGAACAUACUUUCAGAGCUUGUGGAGAAAAUAUUCAUGGCUUCAGAAAUACUUCCACCGACACUGAGAUAUAUUUAUGGGUGUUUACAGAAAUCUGUUCAGCACAAGUGGCCUACAAAUACUACCAUGAGAACAAGAGUUGUUAGUGGUUUUGUAUUCCUGCGGCUUAUCUGUCCUGCGAUUCUGAAUCCUCGGAUGUUUAAUAUCAUCUCAGAUUCACCAUCUCCUAUUGCUGCAAGAACACUGAUAUUAGUGGCCAAGUCUGUGCAGAAUUUAGCAAAUCUUGUGGAAUUUGGAGCUAAGGAGCCAUAUAUGGAAGGUGUCAAUCCAUUCAUCAAAAGCAACAAACACCGCAUGAUCAUGUUUUUAGAUGAACUUGGGAACGUACCUGAACUUCCAGACACUACAGAGCAUUCUAGAACUGAUCUAUCCCGCGAUUUAGCAGCAUUGCACGAGAUUUGUGUGGCUCACUCCGAUGAACUGCGAACACUCAGCAAUGAGCGUGGUGCACAGCAGCAUGUACUGAAAAAACUCCUGGCUAUCACAGAACUGCUUCAACAAAAACAAAACCAGUAUACAAAAACCAAUGAUGUCAGGUAGCAGCCUUCACCCCAGUGUUCUGCAUGGAUUCAGCAUGUCAAUUCACGUCAGUAUAACGUCUCUUUUGCUCUUGCCAAAAAAACAGCACACCUUUCCACAUUCCAGUGAUGUGUGAACUAUGCAAACAGAACCCAAGAUGCUGCUGGUGAGUAACUGUGCCAGCAACUUGGUAAGCUACUGGUGCAGGGUAUCUGCACCCUUUCCACAUUUACCAACCUCUGAGCCUUGGUGUACAGACCACCAUACACAAAAUGCUAUGACUGCAUACUGAACUUGGAACAUAUAUUUUCCGUACAUCCAAUUGCCAAAGUUCUGCUGUCUCUUGGAAAAGACAAGCUAUGGACUCUGCUGACGAGAUUUAGAGUAUAACUGGAUUGCAGACUGUUCUCACUGUACCUUCUUCCUGAUUAGGAAUAUGACCAUUUGACUGUUCAAUGACUUUAUUUGUAUUUACAGUUUCCAGAGUUUGCCAUUAUAAUCGGAACAAUCUUUGCUGUAUACUUUUUUAAAAUACUGUGCUAUUUCUCUUGCUGAAACUGUUAAAAGAAAAUAUAUAAGAAUGGAUCUAUUGCUCAUCAGCUUUAUUUUUUAAACAUACCACUUAUUUUGUUGGAAUUGUCAAAUGCUUUUGUUAAAUGUUUACAACAGUAAAUAGUUUGAAUUCAAUAAAUAGUAUUGGUCAUUGUACUGAUCAACGCAUGUUAUCCAUUCAGCCAUUUUGCAAUUUACCUAUUUCCUUUAUGCAAAAAAAAAAUCUAUCAUGCUUUUGUGCUACCCUUUUUUCAUGCAGACAGCCUCAUCAGCCAUUUAACAACUGAUCCAUCAUCUCUGAAUUAGAUUACUUGGAUAUUUAGUUUGUAUAGUUUUAUUUACUUCUGUAUGUGUACUUUUGUGAAGUGCUUACAAGGGCUAAGUUAAAAUAAAACCAAGGGAUAUCUUGUAUACAUUUA
Oryctolagus cuniculus (rabbit) is the source of this 4657-nucleotide messenger RNA. NCBI's taxonomy places the organism in Eukaryota, Metazoa, Chordata, Mammalia, Lagomorpha, Leporidae. The record is from RefSeq and is a predicted model, not a curated record.